AACCAAAUCUAUUCAUGAAACCACAGAUUUUAGCUCCCUGCCUCCAUCGGUCUUUGUGUCUGUGCUGCUAAACCUGGACUCACUUGGACUCACCUAGACUCACUUGGACUCACUUGGACUCACCUGGACUCGCGCUGACCGCAGCAUGCUGACGUUGGGUCUGUAGAGCACAGUUACAGUCUCCUCAGGUGGAUGUAUUUUUUUUAUAGUUUCAGGACGACGGGAAGGUAAAAAAAGUCCUCUGACUGCGUUUACAGGUAGACGUGUGGACGUUUUUGGAUCGUCUCAUCUGCAGUCGUCUUUUGUCCUCUCAGCUGUCAGAGCUUCAACAUGAGCAGCCGAGGAGCUGGAAGACCCAGAGAGCAGGAGGAGGAGGAGCAGGAGGACUUCUACGACUGCCAGGAGAAUCUGGAGCCUCCGGGACCAAGGGCCGAGGAGGAGGAGAGCAGACUAGAAACUGACAGAUUGACUGACAGAAGAGAUGUCACAGAGAGACAGGGAGCAGGGAGACAGGAGGAGACACAGAACAACAGACUGCAGGAGGAGGCGCAGAGUGACAGAAUGCAGGAGCAGGUGCAGAGUGACAGACUGCAGGAGGAGGUGCAGGACGACAGACUGCAGGAGGAGGUGCAGGACGACAGACUGGAGGAGGAGGUGCAGAGUGACAGACUGGAGGAGGAGGUGCAGAGUGACAGACUGGAGGAGGAGGUGCAGAGUGACAGACUGGAGGAGGAGGUGCAGGACGACAGACUGGAGGAGGAUUUGGAGAUGAAGGAGGAGAGGAGUCAGGAAGUGGAGUUUGACGAGGAGUACCUGAGGGAGGUGGAGAAGGAGCUGACAGAGGAGGAGAAGGAGAGUCGACGGCAGGAAAGUUUAACACUGAAGGAAAAAGGAAACAGCCAGUUUAAAGCUGGAGACUGGUUGGAGGCGGAGCGGAGCUACACGGAGGCGUUGGUUUUAUGUCCUGUUUGUUACAGCCGAGAGAGAGCGGUGCUGUUCUCCAACAGAGCUGCUGCACGGCUGCACCAGGACCGGAAGGAUCAGGCGAUCUUCGACUGCUCCACAGCGAUAAAGCUGAAUCCAGACUAUGUGCGGGCGCUGCUGAGGAGGGCGGAGCUUUACGAACAGACGGAGAAGCUGGACGAGGCUCUGGAGGACUACAAGAGGGUUCUGGACCUGGACCCGGCCCAGCCCAGUGCCAGACAGGCCUGCAUGAGGCUGCCUCAGCAGAUUCAGGAGAGAAAUGAGAAGCUUAAGGAGGAGAUGCUAAGUAAACUAAAAGACUUGGGAACUUGGUCCUGAGGCCGUUUCGGACUGUCGACCAACAACUUCCAGGUGAACCAGGACGCAAACACGGGCUCUUACUCCAUCAACUUCGUCCAGAACCCAAACAACAACAAUAGAUGACAUCAUCACAAACUGAGCUGAUGACGUCACAGCCGUGUGUCAUGUGACUGUGUGUGUUCAGAGGAAAAUAAAAGCUGAUUGAUUUGUUU
Plectropomus leopardus (leopard coralgrouper) is the source of this 1496-nucleotide messenger RNA. The record is from RefSeq and is a predicted model, not a curated record. Lineage: Eukaryota; Metazoa; Chordata; Actinopteri; Perciformes; Serranidae.